Molecule: messenger RNA, 2004 nt
Organism: Baudoinia panamericana UAMH 10762
Lineage: Eukaryota; Fungi; Ascomycota; Dothideomycetes; Mycosphaerellales; Teratosphaeriaceae
Exons: 1
Coding region: 300-1943 (547 amino acids)
Cellular component (GO): membrane
Source: RefSeq, a predicted model, not a curated record
CGUGCAGCGAACGAAACGUUCGUGCAUCAAAGACUCGAGGCGCCAGUCGCGUGUGGUCUCCUACGUGGCCAUCGUCUGAUGCAACCAUCAACCACCAUCACCGCUGACCACGAUGUCAUGUGCGGCGCGGCGCAAGAUUGAGAUGCGAACGGGACCCACUUCACACCAAUCUCCCUGAAAGCAACCACUAGGGGUCGCGCGGAUCCCAGGCUUGCGACUCCACGCGCCCUACAUCGGACGGUGCAGCAUAUCCUUCAGUACUCAUCCGGGAGGGUCCCGUGGAUCCAUUGGCCUCUCUGAUGCUAUCGACGAACGAGUCCGAUGGCUACAGGCUGCAUCAGCUCCAGAGACGGCUCGACUCCGUGCCCGCCUCGACAAUCAUCCUGUCUAGCCUACCCUUCCUCUUGACAUGGAUCGCAGCGAGUGCAAUCGCGCAGCAGCGACUCUUCCCGCGCCUGGCAGGCGACGAGACGCAGAAGGUAGGGUUGCCGGUCUUCAACAAGGACACCUUCAAGCCUUCUACGUACAAGCUGCGCGAACGAUUGGUGAGGCCUUCGGCGCAGAAGCUCGCCUCGCUUGUCUUCUCCGCGAGCAUUGGACUGUCUACUGUGCUCGUUGAGCUGAUCCUGUGCGAGAUCUCGAACACGCUGAAUCCAGCUGCGCGCGGCCUGGCUUUGCGACUCACGUUAAGCUCGCUCUUGCUCUUAAGCGUCCUUAUCACACCAGCCCUGGAAAUCCAUGGACUAGCCAGGACGAUCUUGGGCACGCCAAAUGAUACCACCUCCACGCGCCGGACGAAGCCAAGAAUCCUGCUAGCUCUGCAAGCCGCACUCUUCGCCACCUGGCUUGUGCUGUUCUGGUACAUCCCCCAAACCUCCAUCCUCCGAGACCGACUGCAUAGUACCAAUACGCAUAUUGAACGCGAGCACGCCUUCACAGAAGCCUGUCUCGAGCGUGUCGGCAUCAUCGGCAUCUCGCUCAUGGGCUCCCUAGCCGGCUUUGCGGCGGUAUCCUCUCUCUGGCAGACCUUCGGCGUCCGGCACCGUCCCGUCCGCGAUGCCGAAAUCUCCCGCAAGCAAGCCGGUCUCGCCGCGACGGAGGAAAUGCUGCAAGCCAAGCAGAGUCGCCUCCGCGCGCUUCAGCGUAAGGUCUCCGAAGCUUCAUCCGCUUCCGAGCAAUCAGGCUUCUUGGGCCGAGUAGUUGGCCAAUUCCGCGGCGGAAACAGUGACGUCCAGGAGCUCAAGGCCUUGCAGAUGGAAGUCUCGGGUCUGGAAACGAUGCGCUUCAACCUGUCCUCCUCCCUGGCCACGCUCCGGCAACGCCACGCAGAGCAAGCGCGCUCGCGAACCAGCGUCGGCACAGCGCUUUCGGUUGGCAACACGGCAUUCGCCAUCUACUGCGCCUACCGCAUCCUCGCCACAUCCCUCUCCAGCUUGCGCCGGUGGUGGCAGCCCACGCACUCCUUCGCCACGAGCGAUCCAAUUAACAAUAUCCUCGCACUAUUGACCACUCAUUGGGACAGCAAUCUCGACCGCGCAGCUUGGUCUCGGCAGUUUUCGUUCCUACUCUCCGGCUUCAUGCUCCUCGCCUCCUUCAACGCCGUCCUGCAGACCUUCCGUCUCUUCUCACGUUUCGCACCAGGACUGCUACAGCAUGCUCAGACAAGCUUACCGCUGGUCAUCAGUCAGAUUGCGGGGACAUAUGUCAUCAGUUCUGCGCUACUGCUGCGGAGUAACUUGCCGGAGGAAGUUGGGGGCGUGAUUAGUGAGGCGUUGGGGGCGCCGCUCGAGGGCCGGUUUGUGGAGGGGUGGUUUGAAAGUUGGUUUUUGGUUGCCGUGGGACUCACUGCGACCGGCAUUUUGGUUGGACGGAAGGUAGGCGGCUCGGGUGAGGAGUGGGAUGAUGAUGAUAUGGGGUGGGAGAUGGGGAGUAAGAGGAGCUGAUUACUGACGCAACGCCGUGGAUGCAAGGUCUAUCUAUGAUACAGAUGCUGGCCAAGCAUCA